Messenger RNA from Erpetoichthys calabaricus (reedfish), 996 nucleotides. Its product is annotated as olfactory receptor 52D1-like. The transcript has a single exon. Gene Ontology annotation, cellular component: membrane. Gene Ontology annotation, biological process: G protein-coupled receptor signaling pathway. Gene Ontology annotation, molecular function: olfactory receptor activity; G protein-coupled receptor activity. The coding region runs from base 16 to 996 and encodes 326 amino acids. NCBI's taxonomy places the organism in Eukaryota, Metazoa, Chordata, Cladistia, Polypteriformes, Polypteridae. The record is from RefSeq and is a predicted model, not a curated record.
AUUUGGGGGGAGAAUAUGGAAAAUGGUUCCUCUAUAACCACUUUCCUCUUUACUGCUUAUGGAGACAUUGGUUUUAUAAAAAAUGUAUACUUUACUGUGACUAUUAUUACUUACCUUUUAAUACAUUUGGUAAAUACAAUUGUUAUAAUAGUUAUUGUCCGUGAUAGAACCCUUCAUGAACCCAUGUACAUAUUUAUCUGUUGCUUAACUAUCAAUUGUCUUUAUGGAAGCAAUGCUUUUUAUCCAAAAUUUUUGGAUAAUCUCUUAUCAGACAAUCCAUCAAUUUCAAGAACUGGCUGUUUGCUUCAGAUAUUUGCCAUUCAUACUUAUGGAUCUUUUGAAUUUUCAAUCUUGGCACUAAUGGCAUAUGACAGAUAUGUGUCCAUCUGUAAUCCUCUCCUAUACAAUAAUAUAAUGAAGCCAUCAAAAGUGACACGCCUAUUAUGUUUUACAUACCUUUACCCAGUUUGUAUUUUUACUGUGCACAUUUUGUUAACAAUUCGACUUCCAAUAUGUGGAUAUCUGAUAGAUAAAGUGUACUGUGAUAACUGGUCUGUUGUCAGGUUAUCUUGUGUGGACAUAUCCAUUAACAGUGCUUUUGGCUGGUUUGUGACAACAGUACUGAUGGUGCCACCACUGAUGCUUAUUCUAUAUUCAUAUAUUAAAAUAAUUUCUGUCAGUGUCAAAGCUUCAAAAGAAUCACGCAGUAAAGCAGUAAAAACCUGCCUGCCUCAUCUUAUAACAUUUUUAAACUAUUGUAUUGCUACAUCUUUUGAAAUUUUACAUCAGCGUUUUGAUGCAAGAGCUCUUCCUCAUGAUGUAAGGGUUUUUAUGUCAAUAGAUUUUGUAUUAUUACCACCACUUUUGAAUCCAGUUAUUUAUGGGGUUAAAACAAAAAAGAUAUGGGAGAGUGCCAUGAAAAUGUUUAAUUUUGGAAAGAUGCAAACUUUAAUAGAAAAUGUCUGGGGAGGGAAAAUAAAUAGUAUUUCACAGUAA